Neurospora tetrasperma FGSC 2508 is the source of this 612-nucleotide messenger RNA. RefSeq lists its product as uncharacterized. NCBI's taxonomy places the organism in Eukaryota, Fungi, Ascomycota, Sordariomycetes, Sordariales, Sordariaceae. Bases 1 to 612 code for a protein of 203 amino acids. The transcript has a single exon. The record is from RefSeq and is a predicted model, not a curated record.
AUGACCAGACUCCCCGUCUUAACCACCACCCCAGCCCGGCACCCAACCUCCUGCGCCUCCCUCUCUCUCCCACUCCUCUCCUUAUUGAACUGCGUUCUCCCUUCUAACCCACCAAGCGCGUCAAACUCACAAACUCUCACCCUCUCCAUCGGCUCCGGCCCCGGCCUUCUCGAAGCCCUUUUCCUCCACCAUUACCCCUCCCGCUCUUCAUCCUUCUACGGAGUCGAAGUAGCCCCUCCCCUUUCCCAACUAAAAGAGGGAAAAGAAGUGAAUACCUGGUUACCCGAGCAGAACGCGAUUACCGUCCCGGGAACUUGGGCGUUGGUGGGCAGGGAGUGGCUGGGGGAGACGAGGGGGCUGGUGUUUGUUUAUCCUAGGAGUGGGGUGUUGGUGGGGAGGUACUUGGCUGAGAUGGAGGGGAUAGCAGCUGAACGGGGAAAGGGACUGGAAGUGGUAGUUUGGAUUGGACCGUGGUGUGAUGUGGAGGAGUAUAGGGCGGUGUUGGAGGGAUGGGGUGUGAGAGAGGACCUCAUUGGGGAAGAAGAGGGGAGCGGGAAGUUGGUGGAGGAGGGGGAGGUAGUGUUGGUUUAUAGGAGCAGGAGGAGGGAGUGA